UUUUCAACUUCACUCGCUCUUCUCCUCUUUCACCUUCACCUACCACACAACACCAAAUGGACCCCACACCAUCCUUCCAUCGCCGGCCAUCUUCCACCGCCGACCGCCUCCUCGGUGCCUUCACCUUCUUCCCCUCAUCCGCCACCACCUCCGCUGCCGAUGAGCUCAACGAAGCCGAGCUUUUCUGGUCCGAAUCGGGAAACCAAAGCCCGCCGGCAGAGGCAAAUCGCCGCCGGAACUUCGAUCGUGCACUGGACUCCGGCAUCCUCGCCGCGCUGACGGAGCCGGGUCUUCGUGGUAAGUUAUCUUCUUCGAGGAUGAUUCCUUCGUUGCGGAGACCUCCACCAGCUGCUCCGGUCAGCUCUGAGCAUCUGGCCCAGUCCGCGCCUUCUAGAAAGUUCCAGCAAUCGGCUCCUAUGAAGGUCCCGAUUCUUCUCUCGAAGGGCGUGCCGGCACGGAGGAACGUCGACGAGCUCGAGGACGACGACAUCGGAGGCGACGGGGAGAUGUUGCCGCCGCACGAAAUCGUGGCGAGGGGCUCCGGAGUUUCGCCGAAGACCACCUUUUCGGUGUUGGAAGGAGUUGGAAGAACACUGAAAGGGAGGGAUCUCCGUCAGGUGAGAAACGCCGUUUUGCGCAGAACCGGUUUUCUCGAUUAAUUAACAAUUACUGGCAUAUGUAUAUGGUGUUUUAUUCUCUAUUUAUAUAUGUAUUGAGUUGGGGAUGUCCAAUUUUGAUUCCUUCUUUGUACCAUCCAUGACCAUGAUAGCUUAGAUGAAAGAUGUUUUAGCUUUUCCAUGUAAGAUUAAGAUUAUCUGUUCCAUUUCGGUUACUCAUGUGAGAGUUGUGUUGUUGAAUGAUAUAUAAGUACCUCUGUAUGACAACAUAGUCCCGGAGGAGGCAUACCCGGGUGUGACCGAAGCGGAAUUCGCCCAAAUUUUUAUGAAGAGAAAAAAGACCUUCUCUUUGGAAAUUAAUGAUAUAAGUUUUGGGCAAGACAAAAUGAUAUAAGAUGUUCUUUGUUGAAUAUUUUCAUCUUUUUGUUAAGUAGGCAAGAUUUUUGGGAUGAAAAUUGUAAUUUGUGAACAUCCAGUUUAACUUUAUGGAAUAAUUGAUUUUGUGAUAUAA
Messenger RNA from Lotus japonicus, 1128 nucleotides. RefSeq names its product protein S40-7-like. The record is from RefSeq and is a predicted model, not a curated record. The transcript has a single exon. The coding region runs from base 57 to 659 and encodes 200 amino acids. Lineage: Eukaryota; Viridiplantae; Streptophyta; Magnoliopsida; Fabales; Fabaceae.